UGACUUGCGACAUUUCUUUUGAUCUUUACAAAAAGCACUUGGUACAACACAAACUCAGCAAAUACUAUUUACAGAGCUAGAUUGGUUGGUAAGGCUACAAAUACAAAGGCGAUCUCACUAUAAUUGGGUCAUAACAGUUUCGUACGAAACCUGAUAAGGCAAUAAAUGUCAUUAUCCCUGCUUAACAAGGACCUCAACAACUUAGGAGCUACAGCAGCACAAUAGUAAACAAAGCAUAAGGUUUAUGUUAAGCAGUUGUGUGCAUGAUAAUUCUAAAUCUAAAAGAAUAAUCAACAUCACCAGUUGCAUUCCCCAGAACACUACCAUAAGCAAAAGCAAUCACAGGAUUACACCAUGCAUUGUAUAGAAAUAUAGGCAAACCAGCACUUAGAUAUGCUAUGUGAUUGGAAUGGUAAAUUUGCAAUGUCCAGAGCCCAAUAGUGACUAAAAUACCAUGAAAACCAAGAACACCACAUAAACUUUCUCGCAGAGACUAAUAAUUAUACCUUGUAAGCAAAUCCGCUGAUGAAAUAUGCAUUUGUCAAAAGAAAAAGAACUACUCCUUGUUCUAUUUCUACAGAGUAGUAGCUAGCAAGGGUUGAUUCAUCUCAAAGAUUAGCAGUUCAGCUAAGGGUAUUGGUUAGUAUAUUUCCCAAAUCAAUAAUCUCCCGAUUACCAAUUUACCUUGUAGCUCUAGAAAUUUCUCAAUCAAUGGGGAUUUGGGACUCAGCCAUUCCAUAUCCAUACUCCCCAAAUUUAUAAAAAUAAAUUACAGCUUCCCCUAGUAAUGGAUCUUCCAAAAGAACCAAGAAAAAUCCAACUCAAAAAACUGGGACCUGAAGAUGACCACUAAGGCCAAACAUACUCCAGCAGGUCAACUCAAACAGGCAAACCAAAAACAUUCAACAAGAGAACUGAAGCUUAGCAGCUUUCUUAGGAAAAAUAUCUGCCCACAGAAAUACAACAGAAACCAAAAAUGAAAAGACAUAAGUCUUAACAAUACCAUGUAUUCUUCAUAAGUUUUGGCACUUGAGUGCAUCUUAGUCCGGUAUUCCCAACCCAAGGAAAAAUAUGGCAAUCAGGUUUCUACAAUAGACAUGCUUCACAACCAACAGUCAAGAAUGUCAAUUGAUGACCUGUGGGCCUUAACACGUGGCUUCAUAAUCAAUGCAAUAUACUAAC
Messenger RNA from Rubroshorea leprosula, 1182 nucleotides. NCBI's taxonomy places the organism in Eukaryota, Viridiplantae, Streptophyta, Magnoliopsida, Malvales, Dipterocarpaceae. The record is from the annotation of a GenBank genome assembly.